Symbiodinium pilosum is the source of this 410-nucleotide messenger RNA. Lineage: Eukaryota; Dinophyceae; Suessiales; Symbiodiniaceae. The record is from the annotation of a GenBank genome assembly.
GUGACGUGGAAGUUGCAGAAACGUACUGGCGAGAUGGAUGCGAUCGGUUGAACAUCCUGGCGAAUGAAGCGCAGGGGAAGAAUCUUGCACUGGGAUUUGCCGACGGGGAUGUCUACAACUGCACCAGGUAUGCUUCGGACUUUGACUGGGUGCGAAAAGUACAGGGCUGGCCAGAGCAAGCCGUUGGAUGGUUCCGGGAUUUCCUGCAAAACCGGCCCGGCGACCCGCCGCGCGAGAGCUACUUGCAGGACCUAAUGGCCGGAAAGAAGCCUGGAGAGGGAAGUACUCUUAUGGACUUGGCCCUAGCCACGGAUGCCUUCCGACGCAGUGAUCCGCUGGCGGACCUUCAGAAGAACCUGCAGCGGCAGCCGGAAUUAGACCGGCAGCGCCAGAGCGCUGAACAGCGCUAG